Molecule: messenger RNA, 921 nt
Organism: Artibeus jamaicensis (Jamaican fruit-eating bat)
Lineage: Eukaryota; Metazoa; Chordata; Mammalia; Chiroptera; Phyllostomidae
Gene: MIX23
Product: mitochondrial matrix import factor 23
Exons: 6
Coding region: 231-683 (150 amino acids)
Cellular component (GO): mitochondrial intermembrane space; mitochondrion
Source: RefSeq, a predicted model, not a curated record
UGUCUUUUGUUUUGUCCCUGGACCCUGUUCCCUCCUCUGGCUUAGGAGGGAGUGCGGACUAGUUGUGGAAGAAGCGGGCAAUUCAGAGCUCCGUUUUGGAGCCAUUGGAGGUCAUGUGGGGCGCGGGAUUGGCUUUAGGAAGCCAGGCUGUUCCGUGGGGGUCAUGGUUCUCUCUGCGCCGCUCAGGCCUUGAGUAACUGCUCGGGAAACUGCAGGAAUUACUCAAGGUGAUGAGGACGAUUGAUGACAGAAUAGUACAUGAAUUAAACACUACGGUUCCAACAGCUUCCUUUGCAGGGAAAAUUGAUGCCAGCCAAACCUGUAAACAGCUUUAUGACUCUUUGAUGGAAGCUCAUGCCAGUAGGGACAGAUUCAUAAAAAAUUGUAUAGCUCAGACUUCAUCAGUAGUAAAACAUCUACGAGAAGAGAGAGAAAAGAAUUUGGAUGAUUUAACGUUAUUAAAGCAACUUAGAAAAGAACAGACAAAGGAGUCCUCCACUGCCUUCGCGGCUCUCUUCGGUCAUGACACAGCUUCAGCCCUUAUUUCGUGCCUGCUUAUCCAUCAGGCAGUGUUGAAAUGGAUGCAGUCAGAACUGAAUGUUGAAGAAGUGGUAAACGACAGAAGCUGGAAGGUGUUUAAUGAACGCUGCCGAAUUCACUUCAAGCCUCCAAAGAAUGAAUGAGCAAAUAUUUUUAAAACGACCAGGUCAUCUCAUAAGAGCUAAGCAUGACAGACGUCAGCAAGGCAGGCUGCCUAGGAUGGUUUCUGAGCCAACAGUCCGAGACCUUUGUUGAUUUCAGCCCCACUUAGCCAAGACCUCACGUAUAAAUAAUUCUGAUAAUUAUGGAGAAAUUGACUGCUAUUUUAUACUGAUUCUGUAAAAAAAAGUUUUGUAACCAUUAAAAUAAUUUUCUGACUCA